Hippocampus comes (tiger tail seahorse) is the source of this 2664-nucleotide messenger RNA. RefSeq lists its product as uncharacterized. Lineage: Eukaryota; Metazoa; Chordata; Actinopteri; Syngnathiformes; Syngnathidae. The record is from RefSeq and is a predicted model, not a curated record. The coding region runs from base 1101 to 1967 and encodes 288 amino acids. The transcript is spliced from 3 exons.
AAUUAAGAUGCCCUUGGUAAAAGCCCACACCAGUCUUAUCUUUCACCGUCCCACAACGGUCCGAUAGAAUGGGGGACUUCAUUCCAUUCCUUCGGGUCAAGAUGGAAGUUGACUCUCAAAACCGAGAACUAUUUAUUUAUUUUUUUUUUUAAAUGCAUGCUCACAUCAGUAGUUGCUACUUCGACUGCUGCACUACUGCAGUUUUUAAUGGCUGCAGCCAGCCUCCGUGAAAGCAUUCAGCUAUGGACGUUAUGUUUGUGUAAUUCUUUCGAAAGGCCCGGUCCUAAAAUAAAUAAUGACGCAGUUAAUAUUUUCCCAGACUUACAGUCCUGUUUACGAAAACGUCUCAACUAAUGUUCCGUGACUGUAUUGGAACACACAGGCUGCUGUAGUUUUGCUCGAGAAGAAAAAAAAAAAGCAAUCAGGUCCCGUUAACUAAAUUCGAGUCUUUCUUUCAGUUGAAAUACAUCAAAUGUAUAAUAGCACAUAAAUGUACUCAAAGCACAGGCGCUCUGUCUAUGCAUGAGCUUAUCAGUAGGAUAUAUUCUUCCAGACAACCCCAAAAAGGCUCGUCAGCCGCAGCAGCAGAAGCCGGCCCUUUAUUGCUAUUCUUAGCCUGAACCACAUGAGUCUUCUCUCACAGUGGAAGUGAGGAAAACAAUUUUACUCUCAAGGACUGAGGUAGGGUUGGACUGUAAUUCACGAAAACUACCCCUUCCGGAUAGCCUCUGCCUGCUUGUCAAAGAUCCAGACCGUACGCCGCGUCAAGUUAACUACAAGUUGACACACACGAGCGCGGAUGAAAGCGAAGUUGAAUUUGGUUAUAAACCCAAACAGCUGGCUUGACACAUAACUGACAACGCAAGCGAAAGGUUCACUCAUAGUUGACAAAAGAUGGAGCAAAACGGUCUCGUGGCGGCAACUUGAUAAGUUGUGGAUCAGAGCCCCGGCGUGAUGUCACAAUGUCAACUCUAUGAUGUCACUGAGAGUUAAAAGAAGGGUCAAGCCAUUACUUUCAUGCUACCCAUGUGUGCGCGUGUGGGGUCCAGCUCCUCAAUGUCAAGGAGAAAAAGCUGGUACUGGAUGGAGGUCUAUUUGGGAUGAGCAACAAAAAGAAACCUUCCAAAUCAGAGAAGAAACCUACUGUUCCUUCCCGUGAAAACGAGCCACAAAAAAAAAUUGUGAUCUGUAACCGAGGACUCCUUUACAAUGUUCGAGUUCCACGUGAGGAACCGCACGACGAUCCAAUAAGUCUUUCGGCGUCCGAGUACGAUAGAAUCCUCGCGAGAGCCAGGGACCCGAGUUUCCUGGCCAAGGAGAAAGAGAUCGGGGCAAAGGCUUCUCAAAUAAAAAACGACAACACUCAGGCUGCAGAAGAAAGGAAACGGCAGAUGAUUGAGAAGGACGCUCGCCUGGUGAAGCAAGAGGUACGAACGGACGAGCAGUGCAAGAAGCAGAGCUUUGAACAUUAUCGGCACAUGCGGUGCAGAGCUCAAAUGGAGAAGGACAAUCAGAUUCUCAAGCUGGACACCUGUAUUCAGCGUUGUAAGAUCCAGGCUGAGCUGGACACCCAACUUGAGUGGAAAAAGCACUGCGAGGCUGUAGAGAUUUCCAAAGAGAGGGCAGAGUUUGAGCGGGUUCGCAAGUGUCAUCGGGACGCGCACUUCAAACACGAGGAGAGGGAGAGGAGGCGUAAGGAGGAGGGGCGCCUCCACCUCGACGCACUCAAAGGGCAGAUAAGGGAAAAGGAGCACGCUGCGGCCGCCAGGCGUCGGGAGUGUCUCAACAUGGCCAAACAGGUGUCUGAGGAGGUUUGCCUCGAAAAUACGUGCAUCGAUGAGCUCAAGGAGGAGAGACUGAGCGAGCUCAGAGCUUCUGGGAUUGGGGACAAAUAUUGCAGUUAUGCCAAAAGGAAAACCACACAAGUCGGAGCAAAAUCCAAACAUUUCCAGUACCAUGCGCUGUGAGCUUUGACCAACGUGGAGUAAAAUGGAUACAACUACCAUGAGGACGACGAGGGCGAGGUGCUCGGCCAGCUGCGCACGGCACCGAGUAACAGUUUGUGGACAAGGCAGCCGCAAACAUUGACGGAUGACUGCAAGUUUGCCAACGGUGGCUGUCGCAAUGGCCGUCUUAUCACACCUGGAUGCCGAUCCUUCGUUACAAAACCAAAGGAUCUCGGGAAAGUAGAGUCUUAUCUUUAUUAAAUUAAAGUUUGUCUCUUCAUCUGACUAUUUUUGGCUUGGGCGGUUUUAUGGAUGGGCAAAUAACCUCUUCAUUUGUUUAUUUAAAACAAAAAAAAUGAGUGUAGAGUUGAGCCACAGCUGAAAACGGGCAACCAACAUGAGCAACCCCUUCAGACACCGUUAUUGUGCUUCAUACAACAGUCACGUGAUAAAACAAAUAAAAAUAAACCAAUCAUUGACUGUAAAUGUUCACCACAAUCUGGUAGGUCAACGAAAUUUAGUAAGAUGCCCGCACUUGCUUGCUUUUCAUGCCGGUGCUAGGUAGGUGCACUGAUCGUGAUACGAGAUGUUUACAUGUGCAUGUGAUGGAUGUCGUAAAGAGGGCAUUUUGCACAAUCACAUGACAUCGCUUGUCUUUUUUGUUCAGUUUUGUAGUCCAAGUGCCUAACCGUAUGCAAAUUAAAACUAACCAAAACAA